This is a messenger RNA of Hermetia illucens (black soldier fly), 2058 nucleotides long. RefSeq lists its product as uncharacterized. Lineage: Eukaryota; Metazoa; Arthropoda; Insecta; Diptera; Stratiomyidae. The record is from RefSeq and is a predicted model, not a curated record. The transcript is spliced from 3 exons. The coding region runs from base 744 to 1817 and encodes 357 amino acids.
UAGCUUUAGUUGAGAACAGGUAACCAAACAGAUCGGUAGCGGAGCGAGUGCGUGGCUUUUGUGUUGUGCGCGCAUGUAGCUGAUAUCUUUUGUGAAAUAUCUGGCGAAAAAUAAGAUCAAGCUUGGCGCGAGUGUGCGUUUGUUGUUGGUGUUUUCGCAUUAUAGCUUUAUGUAAUUUUGUUUAAUUUCUUCAAAAAUUCAGAUAAAUUCUUUCGUUUUCAUCCAAAAAAAGCGAAAACAAUUGUGAACUAGAUCAAAAUCGAAAUGUUGUCCUAGACCGAAAUAAGUGUAUGAUCAUCCAAUAAUGCUAUAGAAAGCCUUUUUCGCUAAAGGUUUGAAUUAUUACUCAAGCGCAACUUAAAAUCCAUCAGUGUGUGAAUUUCUGCUAACAAAAUAUCUUCAAACCGAUUCCGUCAUCAGGCGAUAGACUGCGAUCCAGCCGAAUUCAUCGCAUCCACCGUUUCUGGGAUUAUUACAAAACUCCACUUCAUGAAUUAGUGAGCCGGAGGUUCAGCACAAAAUUAAAGUCAGAAGCGGCGAUAAACAAGUAAACAAAGAGGGACGGAUACUCGAGGUGGGAUUUUGUUUGCGGCGUAGACGAUUUAACAAGUGCAUUUUGGCGGACUGUGCUCUGGUUUUAGGAGUCCCGCCGCUCUCUACACCGCCACUACUGACUGGCAGACCUUCAGCCGGACGCAUUUUCCGUGGACAACAGUUGAACGGAACGGUUAAUCCGCGCGAAGAUGAGUCGCAACUCGGACAACUCCACGCCGAGUUUUACGGGAAUUGAAGAUCUCAUCGCGUCGCUCCGUGCUUUAGCGAUAUCGCGUAAAUGCCCCGCGACGCUGCAGGAUAUCCUGCUGGACUACGAAGAGUUCGAGGGGCACCCUCUGCAAGUCGGCAUGUACGGCUUCGAAUCAGUCGAACAGUUCCUAGAGUCGACGGGGGAGUUUGUUCUAACAGCCAAGCAGGGCGAGACGUAUGUGAUACCGCGCCACCAUGAGAGCACUGCACAUAUCGCGCAUAUGGUGAAGAAGCAGAAAAAGUCAAAGAGGCGUUCCUGCAAAAUCUACACGACCAGCAUCCACCUUACUACAAGCCGUUCGUCGCGCAAGAGGAGGAGGAAGCGUGCUGCGCGUGAAGAACUUAUAACGCCACAGACCACGCCAGAUAUCUCGUUUCAAGAUGAUUACCCCUCAGAGAAGAGGUUCGUGAGAUCCGUCACACCACCCCCGCCAGCGUGGACUGCAGAGCCUCAGCCUCAAGAGGACAUUCCUUGGGAGCCCGACUCGAGCAAUUUGCCCAACAGUACCUACCUCACCUUCUUGCAAAGUUUCCCAGAGCAAAUUCACAGUUACAAUGAUGUCGAGCUUGCAAUCGCGCUCGAGAUUUACUGCAGUUUCCAAGGCAUCCCGGCUCCAUCCUACAACGUGUACACACUUCCGUCCGCCGAGGGAUUCUUCUGUGCGGUGAUAGUGGAACAGAGUUGCUUCUCGACGGAACCUUGCUCGUUCCCGACCCCUCUACAAGCGAAAAUCGAGUGCGCAUACUUGGCCUUGAAGAGCAUUCACGCGAAAGCAAUGCUUCGUCUGUGGCCUGUGCGGCGUCGUAGCCGCAAGAAGUUGGCGGGCAUGAUCUACGAGGAGCUCCGGCAGCACUUCGAGGGGGUCACCUGCCAGGUAAUUCCUGAAAUGUUCCAACGAGCCUACGGAGAGCGGCUGCCGGGCAACUGGUUUUCCGUGGUCAGAUACUCCCCUUUGUUCUCUAUCCGCGUGUCUGCCUCGGGGGAUAUUCUCGUGCUGGCAAACUCGUUCUAGGAUGUAAGGCUAAUCUACUGAAUGUUGUGAUCUUCUAUUUAGUUUUCAUAUUUAAGGAGAGGAAUUAAGUUAAGAUGGCUUGGAGCUGUCGCAAACGUUUUAUAUUUUCAUAUUUUCUUGAGAGUUCGAUUGGUAGCGUUUUCACAUUAUUUGAAAUAUUUUUACUUCGUUUCCUUUUAUCGUAGUUUACUAUGAAUGCAAUGUUCUGUUCAACAAAGAAAAUAUUUUUGUUCUUACCUUA